AUGUUCGCCAUCUACCAGAGCGUGGGCUGGACGUUGUACGGACUGUUCGUGGCACUGCAGGUUAUCUGCUUCAGUUCUGACAGAGUGCGUGACUUGCCGUUCUGUCGCCCGGGCAGUCGCUCCGUUCAGGCUGUGGCGGCUUUCAUCGCCGAAGUGCUGAUCAUAUCGUCAGUGUUGACGCUGGAGAAGCGUCGGGAUCGCAAUCGGCAGCGUCGAAAGGACCGGUUUGUGGUACAACUCAACAACUUCAACAACAUGUUGUUGCUGGUCGGUGCGACGCUGUUGGCAUUGGCAUCCGAGUACACGCGCGUGUUCCCGCAUCCGUCGGGAAGCAGUGUGGGGUAUCCGAUGGCGACAGGACUGGGAUCAUUGGCUCUUUUCGUGACGGCGCUUUUCAACACGUAUGGACUGGGUGGAGUUCUGUCGACGAAGGACGGGUGGAAUUUUUACCAGCCUUUCAUGGCAGGAUCUCUUUUUGUAUUGGCUGAGAUUGGCAUGAUGAUGUCGUUACUAGUAUUCCAGAAGUCUGGAUCAACUGCUACCCUAUCUGGAACAUCGGAUGAGAAUAUGUUGUCACUUAAACGUCCCGAAACUACGAGCUUUUAUGAACGACUGCAUGACUUCGCUGAUGAAUGCCUUGGAGUCAUGGUCAUCGCAGUACUAGCCAACAUUUAUUUCAUCCCGAACAUUUUCAUGUUCGCACUGUUCGCUUUUACAACGAAUAUAAAUCGUUCAGACGUGCUUUACUAUGGCUUGAUGGCGUGGAGUAUUGAAGGCGCAAUGCUGAUGUCGCGCUCGAUAGCGACACACAUGUACAUCAGAGAUUCACGCAAUGGCCUGCGAACAGAGGUUAGUCGCUACCACGUCAAGUAUAUACUUCCCCAGAUUGUCACUACGUGUUUUCCUGCAAUUGCCACCUAUCGGCAUUACAUUUACGACAUGGAGGCUUUCGUUCCCGUGCUGCUUCUCAGCAUCGCAGCUUAUAUGUACGAGUUCACGUAUCGUGGAAACCCGCAUCAAACGGGUUGUAGAAAGCGGCUUAGCUGGAUUGCUGGUCACAGCUUCCUCAUUGAGACCGUCAAGCGAUACUUCAGCGGAAAGAUCAUUCGCAUGGCCCCUCUCGAUCCCAAGAAGCAAUAUGUGUUAAGCUUUCACCCGCACGGUAUCACACCGACCUCAGUUAUGUGGCUCCAGUUCAACACCGAAUGGCGAGAACUGUUCCCGAACUUUUACGCGCACAUUUUGACGGCUAGUAUCAUGCAUGCAUUACCGCUUGCUCGAGAUAUUCUUCAGUUCUUGGGGUCACGAGAAGUUACCCGGCAAGCCUUCACAUAUACACUCCAGCACAACGAGAGUGUAUUGCUGGUACCUGGCGGUCAAGCAGAGAUGCUAGAGCAGCGAUCUGGUCAGAAAGAGGUUCGGGUGUAUACACAUCACAAAGGUUUCAUCCGCCUCGCCAUCGAGCAUGGAGUGCCAUUGGUCCCAGUUCUCAGCUUCAACGAAGGCGAGAUGCUGGACAACAUUCAGGCUCCUCAGUUGCAACGCUGGUUCGUCAAAAACCUCGCGGUUCCAUUCCCAUUCUUUCCCUACGGUCGUGGAUUCUUGCCGAUUCCGCGCAAGGUACACAUUCCUAUCGUCGUUGGAGAACCUCUGGAGGUGCCACAUAUCAUAAAAUCCACCCAAGACGACGUCAAUAAAGUCCAAGCCAAGUACUACACUGCGCUUCGCGAGAUGUUUGAGAAGUACAAGGACGAAGUUGGUUGCGGCGACUACAAACUCGUUUUCAUCUGAAAAAUGUUCUAAUAGCAGCAAAAAAAAAAAGCAGGACGUGAAUACAGGCAAAAAAUGAUUUUACCUCACGAGACCUUGGCCCGUUUCAAAGACCUGCAACCCAUUUUUACGGGUUAAACACACCGGCCAGCGCUUCAAA
Phytophthora nicotianae INRA-310 is the source of this 1930-nucleotide messenger RNA. RefSeq lists its product as hypothetical. The coding region runs from base 1 to 1791 and encodes 596 amino acids. Lineage: Eukaryota; Oomycota; Peronosporomycetes; Peronosporales; Peronosporaceae. The record is from RefSeq and is a predicted model, not a curated record. The transcript has 2 exons. Gene Ontology annotation, biological process: lipid metabolic process.